Mus caroli (Ryukyu mouse) is the source of this 1452-nucleotide messenger RNA. RefSeq names its product H1.7 linker histone (gene H1-7). The record is from RefSeq and is a predicted model, not a curated record. NCBI's taxonomy places the organism in Eukaryota, Metazoa, Chordata, Mammalia, Rodentia, Muridae.
AGGGCUGCAUCUACCUUUCCACCAGGACGCAAGCCCAAGCCCGGGGCCUGGGGUGGGGGGCUUUGUGACAUAGGCGCCCCAGAACCCCACACCCGCUGAGGCCAGAGGCCAGAUCAAAGCAGGUGGCCCCGCGGUGGGGGGAAGCGGGGCCAUGGCUGAGGCCGUCCAGCCCAGUGGGGAAUCCCAAGGCGCAGAACUUACGAUCCAGAUCCAGCAGCCUGCAGAGAGAGCCCUGAGAACGCCGGCCAGGCGGGGUACGCAGUCAGUGCUCAGAGUGUCCCAGCUGCUGCUCAGGGCCAUUGCGGGCCACCAGCACCUAACUCUGGAUGCGCUCAAGAAGGAGCUGGGAAACGCCGGCUACGAAGUGCGCCGGGAGAUCUCCUCUCACCACGAGGGGAAGUCCACCAGGUCGGAGAAAGGCACGCGCCUGAGGGUCAGUGGCAGCGACGCUGCUGGCUACUUCAGGGUCUGGAAGAUUUCAAAGCCGAGGGAAAAGGCGGGACAAUCCCGGUUGACGCUGGGCAGCCACUCUUCUGGGAAGACCGUGCUCAAAUCCCCCAGACCACUCAGGCCCCGCUCGCGUCGCAAGGCAGCCAAGAAGGCCAGAGAAGUCUGGAGACGCAAGGCCAGGGCUUUGAAGGCAAGGUCCAGGAGGGUCAGAACAAGGUCCACAUCAGGGGCCAGAUCAAGGACCAGGUCAAGAGCCUCUUCAAGGGCCACUUCAAGGGCCACUUCAAGGGCCACUUCAAGGGCCACAUCAAGGGCCAGAUCAAGAGCCCGGUCAAGGGCCCAGUCAAGUGCCAGAUCAAGCGCCAGGUCAAGCGCCAAGUCAAGCACCAGGUCUAGCGCCAAGUCAUGGGCCAGGUCAAAGGCUAGGUCAAGGGCAAGGUCUAGAGCUAAGGACCUAGUGCGUUCCAAAGCCCGGGAACAGGUUCAGGCCAGGGAACAGGCUCGUGCUAGAGCCAGGGAACAGGCUCAUGCCAGAGCCAGGACACACGACUGGGUCAGGGCCAAGGCACAGGAGUUUGUCAGUGCCAAAGAGCAGCAGUACGUCAGAGCCAAGGAGCAGGAGCGUGCCAAGGCCAGGGAACAGGUGCGUAUCGGAGCCAGGGAUGAAGCCAGGAUCAAGGUGAAAGAUUACAACAGAGUACGGCCUACAAAGGAAGACACCAGUCCUAGGCAAGCAGAGGAGAAGAAUUCAAACUCCAAACUCAGGGAAGAGAAGGGACAGGAACCGGAGAGGCCAGUAAAACAAACCACCCAGAAGCCAGCUGUGGACAACGCUCCCAGCAUACAAGGGAAAUCAUGCACAAAGUCUUUUACCAAAAGUGGUCAGCCUGGGGACACUGAGUCUCCUUAAUGCCAGAGCUGUUCCUCUGGGUACGUACGGUUGCUUUUCCAUAUGGGCUCCAAGGAGAUCAGCUCUCUUUCAAUGAAGCAAUUUACAAGACC